AUGGGUGGACUUCGUGUGGGAAAGGCAAACGCCCUUGUGCCCGAUGCUUCAGCAGAACAUCCCCUUGUGCUAAGUGACCCCGAACAACAACCAUUGUGCGUUCCCGAUGCCUAUCUCGAGGCCUCAGCACCCUUUAAUGUCAUGCAAGGCUACGAAGCGUAUGUGCUAGCCAAUAGCAUAAAGAAUCCUCGUAAAAUUGCCAUUGACCGAUCGAACCACAUUCUUGUUGUGGCUGGAGGCGAAGGCGUGUACAGUAUUCGUAUGGACAAAUGCGGCAAUACCGAUAUCAAGAAAAUCCUCGGCAACGAGUUGGAUCAACCUGUAGCUCACGGUCUGGCUCUCUUUGGUCAUUCGGUGUACGUGGCUACGGCCAACUCGGUCUAUCAAUUUGCUUACAGUGAUGGCCAGCAUUCAGAACUUAAGAAUGGUGUUAAAGUAUUGACCAAUAUCAAUCCUUCGAAUCCAAAUGCGCAACCAGACGUGGCCAUUGAUCCUUUCGGUCAUGCUUACGUGCCGCGUUCGGCCGUGGGCUUGCAAAGCGACGUGGAUCCCCGCCAAGCAAUCAUCAAGAAAUUUAAUUUCCGGGCGGUGCCAGAAGGCGGCUAUGAUUUCGAGACGGAUGGCCAAAUUCAUGCUUUCGGUACCAAUUCCGUCGGAUCCAUGGCAUUCGAUGCUCAGGCUCGCCUGUGGGGCAUUGACGCUCCUUUUGAAUCAUUCCAAAGAGCCGAUAUUGGAGGAGAUGUUUCACAGACUGGGUUGGCCGAAGAAGUCAAUCUGUAUGAAUUCCCGCAACACAACUAUGGCUACCCUUACUGCUUUACCGAGUACAAUAUGGAAUCGUACACACCACGAUUCAAAGGCUUGGGCGCUCAAUGGGCACAUCCUGCGUUUAUGAAUGACUCGGUGGAUAUGGAUAGCUAUUGCCAGCAGGAAGAACGAAAUCGUCGACCGGCCGUUCCGCUUGCACCUGGCGUCCACGCUCACAGCAUCUACUUUUAUAUGGGCACUUUCUGCUCCGUCGGUGAUUUGGAAACGUUGGCCACCUCAGUCGGUCUUCCAUGCAACUGGACAGAUACACCUAUUGUCGCCUACCAUGGUGUAAGCGGACAAUCCCAAGGCCAUAGUGUCGUCCAUUUGCCUUUUGACGAUCUGGGUCACGUCUCACGAUGGGACAAGCCCGAAGAAGUCAUCUUCGCCGCCGCCUCCCCUUGCACCGGUGCAGGAUGUAUCAGUCCCAUCGAUAUCGCCGUCGAUGGUUACGGUCGCUUAAUUAUCAGCAGCGACGAGUCCAACGAAAUUUUCCUGGUUCACCGUAUCUAUAACGAACUAGCCGCUCAAAUGCUCACAGACAAGGACAACAAAAAGGAAGCCCUUAAAGAAGCCGCCGAAGAAGCGCUUGAAGGAGAUGAUAACUAA
Molecule: messenger RNA, 1416 nt
Organism: Radiomyces spectabilis
Lineage: Eukaryota; Fungi; Mucoromycota; Mucoromycetes; Mucorales; Radiomycetaceae
Exons: 3
Coding region: 1-1416 (471 amino acids)
Source: RefSeq, a predicted model, not a curated record